UAUUUCCCCAACUCCCAUCACAGUACACAAGCUCGCUCUUUUCUCUCUCUUUCUCUCUUUCUCUGAGAACGCAGAGCUCGAAGAGAAGAAGAGAACUAGGGUUAGCAUUUCGCCAAAUCGAGAAGCUUGAAGUCGGAUCUAAGAGGCUGUGAAACCCUGCCUUAGGAGAUCUGGUUGGCGUUUUUUGAUGUGAGAUUGGCAAUACGGUCAGAUCCGGGAUGGCGGAUCCAUGCGGUAGCGCUGGGGAAGGAAUGGCAGCGGCUUUGACGGCAUCGGGGUCGUUGAAAGGGGAGAUAAAGGCGCUGAGGAGGAGGCCAUCGAUAAAGCCGAGUUUCGAGGCGGAUGAGCUUAUUAAUCUGCUCCAUGGUUCGGAUCCGGUGAAGGUUGAGCUGAAUCGGCUUGAGAAUGAAGUUAGAGACAAAGAUCGGGAGUUGGGGGAGGCGCUUGCGGAGAUUAAGUCGCUGAGAUUGUCGGAGAGAGCCAGAGAAAAGGCUUGUGAGGAGCUUACAGAAGAACUGACCAAACUGGAUGAGAAGCUAAAAUUAACCGAAUCUCUUUUAGAAUGCAAGAAUCUGGAAAUCAAAAAAAUAAAUGAUGAAAAGAAAGCAGCAUUAGCUGCCCAGUUUGCAGCAGAAGCAACACUUAGGAGAGUUCAUGCGGCACAAAAGGAUGAUGACAUGCCUCCUAUUGAAGCCAUUCUUGCACCACUUGAGGCGGAGCUGAAACUAGCACGACAGGAGAUUGCAAAGUUACAAGAUGAUAAUAAGGCUUUGGAUAGGCUUACCAAAUCAAAAGAAGCAGCACUGCUAGAAGCAGAAAGGACUGUUCAAAUUGCAUUAGCGAAGGCUUCAAUGGUGGAUGAUCUGCAGAACAAGAAUCAAGAGUUAAUGAAACAGAUUGAAAUCUGCCAGGAAGAAAACAAAAUCUUGGACAAAAUGCAUCGUCAAAAGGUAGCCGAGGUAGAAAAGCUAAGUCAGACUGUGAGAGAGCUUGAGGAGGCUGUUCUUGCUGGUGGUGCAGCAGCUAAUGCUGUGAGGGACUACCAACGGAAAGUGCAGGAGAUGAAUGAAGAGAGAAAAACACUUGAUAGGGAACUAGCCCGUGCUAAAGUUACGGCAAAUAGAGUUGCUGUCGUGGUUGCAAAUGAAUGGAAAGAUGCUAAUGACAAAGUAAUGCCUGUCAGACAAUGGCUUGAAGAGCGAAGGUUCAUGCAGGGGGAAAUGCAGCAACUUCGAGAUAAGCUUGCUAUAAUGGAAAGAACUGCAAAAUCAGAGGCUCAAUUAAAAGAGAAGUAUCAAUUGCGACUUAAAGUGUUGGAAGAGGGAUUGAGAAUACCCUCGAGUGGUACUAGUCGCACUGUCACAGAGGGGAGGAGCAUGAGCAAUGGCCCUUCACGUCGGCAAUCACUUGGUGGAGCUGAAAACAUAUCCAAAUUACCUCCUAAUGGCUACCUAUCAAAGAGAAAUUCUUUUCAGAUUCGCUCUUCUGUCAGUAGUGGCACCAGUAUGAUUCUGAGACAUGCAAAAGGGACUUCAAAGUCAUUUGAUGGUGGCACUAGGUCACUUGAUCGUGGUAAACUCCUAGCAAAUGGAACAUGCCAUUCACUGAACAAAUCUACUGAUGGGACUGGAGACAGCGAGCCGCAUCUGAGUUGGAAAGAAAAUCUAGAUGAGAAGCCCAAUGGUUUUGGUAAUGUUGAUUCUGAUGAUUCUGUCUCUGGAUUACUAUAUGACAUGUUGCAAAAGGAGGUGAUCACCUUGAGAAAAGCAUGCCAUGAAAAGGAUCAAAGUCUGAAGGACAAGGAUGAUGCAAUUGAGAUGUUAGCAAAGAAAGUAGAUACACUGACCAAAGCAAUGGAGGUAGAGGCAAAAAAAAUGAGAAGGGAAGUAGCUGUGAUGGAAAAGGAGGUAGCUGCCAUGCGUGUGGGAAAAGAACAAGACAACAGGGCUAAGCGCCUUGGCAGUUCCAAGGCUUCAGUUAUUAGUUCUCAAGUAGCUCCUGGAAGGAAUGGGCCACGGACUGGGUUAACGCGCAACCUUCAAUGACUCCUUCAAAUUCGAGGCUGUGUGGAAACUGUUAGUCCUCCCUAAUAUCUUCUCUCACAUUCCCCCAAAACUUCACAUUGACUUUAAUAUCAGAACCGUCGCCAUGGGCCCUGCAACCAUUUAAACAGAGGGUCUGCAUCUAACUUCUCCGUUGCGAUAACAGUAGCAGAAGUGAUGUGAAUGGUGGCUAACCCUAUGGCACCAUGUUUACUUCAGUAUUUUGUUCGUUUAGUUGUAUAGGUUGGUGGGCCUUUCGUCGGAGUUUUAUUUGUAAUUUUCAGUUUGGUGUUUCUUUCUCCAAGGAUGUGAAUAUGAUUUGUAAUUUCAGAUGAGCUCCCUAUCUAUUCAACUUGGGUUUCUGUUUUCUUUAAGCUCAGAAUCAUAUGUUUCUUGGAGAAAGGAUAGUCAAUGAUUUGUGAUCAUUCAUAUUAUUGAUUUUAACUGAUUUAA
Molecule: messenger RNA, 2495 nt
Organism: Dioscorea cayenensis subsp. rotundata (Guinea yam)
Lineage: Eukaryota; Viridiplantae; Streptophyta; Magnoliopsida; Dioscoreales; Dioscoreaceae
Product: microtubule-associated protein 70-2-like
Exons: 11
Coding region: 219-2045 (608 amino acids)
Biological process (GO): cytoskeleton organization
Molecular function (GO): microtubule binding
Source: RefSeq, a predicted model, not a curated record